UGUCAUUAUUAAUGACAAACAAAUAGCUUUAGAUAAGAAUUUACACAAUAAAAAAUCAUAUUUAAUAUAUAAAAUGAGUUCAGAUACAAACGUCGAGGUUGUAUUUGAGAAGGAUAAGCAGGAAGAGACAGAAGUUGAAGAAAUAUCUGUAUCUUCUGAGGAACCUCCUAUGGAAGAAUGGUCUUCGCUCAUUAUUGAACAACCCGAGGAAAACAUCAAAAGAAUUAACUACACAAAAGGUCUGUAUGACCCUGGCAGCGGUGAAAUAUGUACAAACUAUAUUACUAUGUCUUCAAGUUCCGUUCUGCGACAUCCGUAUUAUAAUUAUCCAGCGAUUUUAGAUUUAGGUGUCAAAGAAGCACUUUUAAAUCCUGAACCAUUGAUUAUUUAUCCAGAAGAUGGUCAGGAUUUAUACUUAUCGUUGUGCAAAGAAUCAGGAUUGACACCAAUAUCUAGUUUCCAUCGGCAAUUAUUGGAAAAUGAAAUUAAUUUGCGAUAUUACGGAAUACAACAAAAAGCUUUCAGGGCGAUAGCAUUGUCUUUAAAUUCGAACAUGUUUGUAAACAUUUUGGAUUUAACCGAUAAUUGGAUCGAUAAAGAUGGAUGCUUUCAUUUAGGUGAAAUGUUGGCAGAAAAUGGCACUUUAACUGUAUUAAAUUUGUGUGGCUGUAGGAUCGGACCUGAAGGAGCUAAACGACUGUUUAUCAAUUUACCAAAGAAUAAAACUUUACAAGAAUUGAUUCUAAGCAGGAAUCAACUUUACGACGAAGGUGUUGAACAUCUAGCUUUGGCUAUAAAACGUGGAACAGCUGUAUGUAAAAUAAAUUUAAGUUAUAAUAGCUUAUCUGAUCAGGCCGUUUUACAUAUCGGUGGUGCUUUAGAAGUAAACAAUAAAUUAACUCACCUUAAUUUAUCAUGGAAUAUGCUUAAGUCUCCCAACGCUAUAUUCGAUUUAUGCUGUAAGUUAGAGGGAAAUGAGAAUUUUUUGGAUCUAGACCUAUCUUGGAAUACUUACGCCGGUCAAAAAGUCGGUAUUUCUUUAGGCAUACUUCUAAAUAAUCCCAAUUUCUUGUACCUUAAUUUAAGUAAUAACAAAUUAAAUACUCAAGUAGUUAAUAUUUUAGUAAAAACUUUAAGAGAAAAGUCACGUCUUCUUUCUUUAGAUAUGUCAUGUAAUCCCCUAACGUCUACCGAUGCGUACCACUUAUUAUCAACCAUGUUGAAGUCCAAAGUUAAACUACAAAAGCUUAAACUGGAUAACAUACUGGUAACAACGCAGUUUCUAACUCUUCGGGACAGAGUUCUAAAAUUAAAAUUUCGUAAAGACGCUGAAAUCACGUACGGAGACGUUUAUACAAAACCUGUUCAUAAGAAUAUUGAUCUUAGAGACUUAGUAUUGAACAGGAUAGACUAUCUUUGCAGAACGAAAUUCAAAAAACAUCACGUUGAUAUAGCGUUGAUAGUAAUGGAGUUGUACAAAUUAGACAAAGAGCCAAUGCCUACGAAACCAUUUCUAAAAGAACUGAAAGAUCGCGGUUUACCCUUGGAAGAAGAUUUAGCGAAUCAGUUCACAAGUUUGUUCGCGGGGCCUUUUAGAAAUAAAUCAACGACUGUAAACAUGGCGGCCAUGAUAGAUUUCUUCAAACGCAAGUGGCCGGAUCGAAAACUGCCACCCACACCUCCGCCCUCGCCCCCGCCAGAACCACCACCACCACCCCCACCACCAAAAAAAGGUGGAAAGAAACCUCCAAAGAAACAGAAAUAGUGUAAUUGAAAAUGAUAUUUUUAUAGCGGAUAUUGUAGUAGUUUCUAGCGUUAUUUAUUUGUUAAUUAUUAAUUUUAACUUUGUAGCUGUUGUAUUAAAAAUACCACUUUGUUUA
Messenger RNA from Papilio polytes (common Mormon), 1880 nucleotides. RefSeq names its product leucine-rich repeat-containing protein 74B-like. The record is from RefSeq and is a predicted model, not a curated record. Gene Ontology annotation, biological process: activation of GTPase activity; nucleocytoplasmic transport. Gene Ontology annotation, cellular component: nucleus; cytosol; perinuclear region of cytoplasm. The coding region runs from base 74 to 1765 and encodes 563 amino acids. NCBI's taxonomy places the organism in Eukaryota, Metazoa, Arthropoda, Insecta, Lepidoptera, Papilionidae. Gene Ontology annotation, molecular function: small GTPase binding; GTPase activator activity. The transcript has a single exon.